ACUUUGUGGCUGUGGUAACGCGCCUCGAUAGCCCAGAACAACAAGAACAAUAAUGAUUGUUCACUCACUGGCAUAAGGGCAUGUGUGCAUAGUUAACUGAUUGAUUCUUGAUGAACAUUUUAAAAUUAUUACUCUUGUCACCCCAAGUACUGGUAGGUCUACUUUACUGACUCAUAACAACAAUUGGCCACUUAACGGCGCAUACCAGGAAAAACUAUGAGUUUGAAAGAUAAUUAAUAAUAAUUGUUUGUUUUCAGAAACGGAUACUGUUUUAGCCUAAACAGCUCAGUAUUUGCUCCACUUUCCAGAAAGCCGGUGGAUUUAUUUGAAAGGGCAGCGGGCGCUUUCCAUGGUGCUGAAUGGCUGUUAAAAUACAGUGUUCCUUUGAAAGUGUUUCAGAAUUCCUACAAGCAACCCGCGAAAUGUUGUCCAGCAGCGCUCGAAACUUCGCUUAUCUUCUCGCUCACCGCACACGCUCAAAAGGUGGGGUUUGUUAGUGCGUUGCUUGAGACGCCGGCUGCCUGUGGCUAUUGGAAAAAAAGGCUUCUGAAAUCCCAGUCUCACCAUUGGCAAUGCAAAAGCAGGAGGGGCCGGAACAAGGACAAGAGCGCAGUUCACCUGUGUUUCGGGAGGUAGCCUAGCAGUGUGGUUUCUGCUCUACAGAGAGAAGACGCAAUUCGAACCGUUCAUUGUGACAUGAGAAAAGUGUCGCUAGCCAUGAUUUCAACGUGCAGGUGAAACCGGAGAAGAUGUUUUUUAUUUCAGUCCCACUGCACAACUUCUAAAACAAAAACCAAUAAUUAAUCUUGUUUAUCGUCCGCGAGCGCUCAAAUAUUUCGCGCCACUCUCUCAGACGUCACACUUUCUCAAAAACUAUAAACUGUUUGGAGUGAAAACAAUGUCCCGCAAAAAGGCGGGUAAGGGCAAAAACGCCAACAGCAGCCCGACGACAGGCAUCCCCACCGGAAACCAGAAGGGGGAAACUGGGAAGAGCACCGCAGGGACGGGGAGCGUGGUGCAGGCGAACGGUAUGGUUCAUCCGAGCAGACCCUCACUCAGCAACAGCAGCGAGUUUUAUGACAUCGCAUUCAAGGUGAUGCUGGUGGGAGACUCCGGGGUGGGGAAGACCUGUCUGCUGGUGCGCUUCAAAGACGGAGCCUUCCUGGCAGGAAGCUUCAUCUCUACUGUGGGCAUCGACUUCAGGGACGGGCAGGUGUAGAGAAAUGUACCCAGGGACCCAGUAUGUUGAUGGGCAUGGAGAUUGUGGGCAUCGUCCUGGGAGUAAUGGGAUUAAUCACCACCAUUGUAGUGUGUGCACUCCCCACCUGGAUGGAGACAACCUUCACAGUAGCUAACUUUGUCACCACGGAGGAGGUCUGGGACGGCCUGUGGAUGAGCUGUGUGAAAAGGAGCACAAGCCACAUUCAGUGUGAGGUCUACGACUCCAUGCCAAGCUCCGCAUGGAGCUCCAACCUGCAGGCCACCAGAGCCAUGACCAUCAUGGCUAUUAUCCUGGGGUUUCUGGGAGUCAUGGUCUCCAUGGUCGGGCACAAGACCACCAACUACAUUAAGUUGAUCAUUCUAACAGGAAUAUUCUUCAUCCUGGCCGGAUUUCUCAUCCUCAUUCCUGUCUCCUGGAAGGCCAGGACAAUCCUCAUCGACUCCUCCAAUGAGUUGACUGGAGAGAAGAGGGAACUGGGGGGAGCGCUCUACUUCGGCUGGGGGGCUGCAGCCUUUCUCCUGAUUGGAGGGGCCAUACUUAGCAGAACUCUGUAUACAAGUGGAACAGAGGUCGCGGCCAUCACCACGGGGGUCAUAGGAUGGAUAAUCUCCAUGGUGACCUGGGCAUGUGCUUUAGGAAUGUUAGACCUUCUGCAGUACAGAAUGAAACUGAUUUUAUCCUUCUUCUCCUUUAUGCUCGGGCUGAUAUUAUUUUUAGGGCUGAUAUUCUUCCUCUACAGAUGCACUAACUGCAACAAGAGGAAUCCGUCUGAAGCCGAAGUGAUUAACUUUAUUGGACUAUUGUUCAUCAUGGCUGGUUUAACCCAGCUGAUCUUUACCUCCUUUGUUGCCUUCGACUUGACACAAAACUUGAACCCUGACAACUUCCUGCAGAGUAAUGGCCUUAUGUUUUCAGCUGAACCCAUUAGGUGGGCUGCUUCAAUGCUUCUAAUAGGAGGGACUAUACUCUGCUGCUGCUGCUGCUUUAAACAAGAAAAGCCUGAGUUGAUCAUUGACUCUAUUGGCCUAAACCGUAUCUUACAUGUUGGUGAAUCUGAGAGCAGCAAAUAGUUGUAAGCAAUUAGAUGAUUGGUGAUGGAUACGCUUCAUGGUCUGGACCCACACUGGACCCUGCAGGGUAAGAUUGCCCACCAAUUGUCAAAACACUUGAAAGGUAAAUGUAAGCAUGUUGUAUAGGGUGACUGAGGUGGGAUGUUUUAUAGGUGGUGGAACUGACACCAAUCAAUUGUUUUUCCAUUAUUAUGAAUAAUAAAUGUUGUUAUUAUUCAACUCCU
Messenger RNA from Oncorhynchus kisutch (coho salmon), 2516 nucleotides. Its product is annotated as ras-related protein Rab-26-like. Gene Ontology annotation, molecular function: structural molecule activity; GTP binding; GTPase activity. NCBI's taxonomy places the organism in Eukaryota, Metazoa, Chordata, Actinopteri, Salmoniformes, Salmonidae. Gene Ontology annotation, cellular component: bicellular tight junction; membrane. The coding region runs from base 899 to 1219 and encodes 106 amino acids. The record is from RefSeq and is a predicted model, not a curated record. The transcript has 3 exons.